This is a messenger RNA of Spodoptera exigua (beet armyworm), 351 nucleotides long. Lineage: Eukaryota; Metazoa; Arthropoda; Insecta; Lepidoptera; Noctuidae. The record is from the annotation of a GenBank genome assembly.
AUGUUGCCUCCUCCAGCUACAGUGGCGAGUAAUGUCCUCACAGUAUACCAGACCACUCUAGACUUAAGUGUUCUAUGUCAGCCAGGAGUCGUUCCAGUAUAUCCGGGAUUUGCGGGUACAAAUGCUGUAAAGUACCGCGACCUCGGCCCGGAACAACAGAAGAAACGGUGGUUUUUAGUCAGUAAGAGUCUACCUGGUCGUGGUGACCCGGAGGUUAAGGAGCACGCUUCUCAUGUGUUACGGGAAAAAUCGCAAAAACCUCUCGAAUCUUCUAGUUACAUUGUCAUCGAAAUCGUUUCAGCUGUUUCGGAGAUGGAACGCAAAAAAGACAAACAGACAAAACUAUCUUGA